This is a messenger RNA of Humulus lupulus (European hop), 2653 nucleotides long. RefSeq names its product wall-associated receptor kinase 2-like. Lineage: Eukaryota; Viridiplantae; Streptophyta; Magnoliopsida; Rosales; Cannabaceae. The record is from RefSeq and is a predicted model, not a curated record. Bases 106 to 2409 code for a protein of 767 amino acids. The transcript is spliced from 3 exons. Gene Ontology annotation, biological process: protein phosphorylation; cell surface receptor signaling pathway. Gene Ontology annotation, cellular component: plasma membrane. Gene Ontology annotation, molecular function: polysaccharide binding; ATP binding; protein serine/threonine kinase activity.
UAUUACACUAGCACUAUUAACAUUAUACACAAACUAAACAUAAUUGAAUAUUAUCUCAAUUUAUUGGCUGAUCCCCAGUAAUAACAAUUCAUAGAGCACCAAAAAAUGGGGUUAUUACAUGGCAUAUUGCUCCUGCAUUUGGUAGUAACCGCAGUGAUUAUGAUCAAUCUGCGCCGCGCAGAAGCACAAACCCCCGACGACCGCUGCCGCAGGCGCUGCGGAAACGUCGACAUUCCCUAUCCAUUUGGCAUCGGCGCCAGUUGCUACUUGAACAAGAAGUUCAACAUCACAUGUAACGAGUCCACCAGCCCUCCGAAGACAUAUCUAAGAACAGGUAACAUCCAAGUUUCUAAGAUAUCUAUUAUAGAUGGCGAACUCAAAGUGUUGCAGCACAUAGCCAAAGACUGUUAUGAUAAGAACGGUUCGCAAUCUCGAAAUGACAAGCUCUGGGCAAGACUAAGCUUGUCCAGUUUCACCAUUUCAACUACCAAGAACAAGUUCACUGCCAUCGGUUGCGAUACUCGCGCACUUAUUCAAGGCUUCCAAGGCGAGCAUAGGUACAGAACAGGUUGCAUGUCGUUGUGUGAUCGAGCUGGGGACAUUAGCUACGAGACUUGCUCUGGCGUGGGUUGUUGCCAGGUUAUGUCUAUACCUCCGAGACUAAACAAUUUCACGGUUAGAUUGAGUAGCUAUAAUAAAUAUUUAAACACAACCGGUGGUAUAGAGCGAUGUAGCUAUGGUAUCUUAGCUGAGGAAUCUCAGUUCAAAUUCUCAAAGAAGAGUUUCCAAGAAUUUGAGAAAAGAACGUUUUUUCCUUUGGUUGUCGAUUGGUCAAUUGGUGAGCUGCCAUGUGAGAAGGCUCGAAAGUUGAAGAAUUUUACAUGUCAUUUGGAAACAAGUGAGUGUCUAAAUUCUAAUUCCAGCAAUGGGUACCUCUGCCGCUGCUUGCCAGGUUUCAUAGGGAAUCCAUACCACCCAAACGGUUGCCAAGAUAUUAACGAGUGCAAGGGUCCAAACCCAUGCAUCAAUGGAAAGUGUAUUAAUGUAAAUGGGAGCUUUAACUGUACAUGCCUAAAGGGAUACGAACCAGUUAAUCACACAACUUGCGGUAGAGUCAGAAAUGGACCACAUAGAGCUCUGAUCGUCUACAUUCCUUUGGGUGUAAGUAUAGGCCUCCUGAGUCUCUUUGCAAUGAGCCUGAUGCUAUGUUGGGGAAUAAGAAAAAGAAAAUUGAUUAUGCUUAAAGAGAAGUUCUUUGAACAAAGUGGUGGGCUGAUGUUACAACAAAGACUAUCAAGUACUGAGAAAGGACCUUUUGAGACAACUAAAAUCUUCACAGCGAAAGAGCUAGAAGUGGCAACAAACAAUUACCAUGAAAGUAGAGUCAUUGGUGAAGGAGGUUAUGGAAUAGUUUAUAAAGGAAUAUUGCCAAACAACAAGGUGGUCGCCAUAAAAAAGUCCAAAUUUGGGGCUCAAAUAGUCCCAACUGAGCAAAUUGAACAAUUCAUCAAUGAGGUAAUUCUGCUCAUGCAAAUUAACCAUAGAAAUGUGGUUAGGCUUUUAGGAUGUUGUCUGGAGACCGAAGUACCUCUCUUAGUUUAUGAAUUCAUUACCAAUGGAACUCUUUUUCAACAUAUCCACAAUAAAGGCAAUGAAGCAUAUACCUCACUUUCAUGGGAAUUGAGAUUGAAGAUUGCAACUGAAACUGCAGGAGCUUUAGCAUACUUACACUAUGAAACCAAUACCCCAAUUGUUCACAGAGAUAUAAAGACAAUGAACAUACUUUUGGAUGAAAAUUUCAUAGCAAAGGUGUCAGAUUUUGGAACGUCAAGGUUAAUUCCUAUAGAUGAAGAUCAGUUAUCAACUUUGGUGCAAGGCACAGUUGGGUACUUAGACCCUGAAUACUUGCAAACAAGCCAACUUACUGAAAAGAGUGACGUGUAUAGCUUUGGAGUUGUUCUAGGGGAGCUAUUAACAGGGCAGAAAGCCUUUUCUUUUGAUAAAUCAAACAAUGUUAGUCAAGUCCUAGCAAUGUCCCUCCUCUCUUUGAAAGAUGAUGAUCAGUUUAACAAAUUCAUUGAUGAUGAUAUCCUCAAUGAUGGAAAUAUGGAGGUAAUUAAAGAAGUUGCAAAUCUUACAAAACGAUGUUUGAGGAUAAAAGGUGAUGAUAGACCUACCAUGAAAGAAGUAGCUAUGGAGCUAGAGGGAUUACGAGCUAUGUCAAAGCAUCCAUGGAUGAACGUUGAUCAUCUAGACACUGAAGAAUCUCAACAUUUGCUUGGGGCAAAACUUCCAAUUAAUCCUUACAGUGGUUAUGAUCUUGAAUGUGGUUCGAGUGGUGCUACAACUGCUAUGUAUGACAGCAUGCAAACUCAACCGAUAUUGAAUCCAUUUGAUGACGGGCGCUAGAGAUCGCAUCGUCAACACUCUAAAUCUUUUAGCUAGCAAAUUACUUUUGUUGUCAUCAGUUUUGUUUUCAAUGCGUGCAGUGUAGAUUAUUUGAUUUAUUACUGGUUAUUUGUUUCAUAGAUACAAAUAUAAUAAGAAUAAAUUGAUAUAAGUUAGGUUAAAUAAUCAUUUUGUAUUUUGUGUUUUAUCCAAAAACAAACUUGGUACUCUAUGUUCUUAAUAAUGUUUAUUUGGUACUCUGUAA